GAGAAGCAGGAGGAGACGCAGGAGGAGACGCAGCAGAAGGAAGUGCAGGAGCUUCAUGACGGACAUGGAGGACACGUGUGAAGGGCGUGGUGGAGAAACAAACGGACCUGUUCUGCCCAUGACCGAACUGACGAUGGCCAAAGAGCCACGAGGAGAGCCGAGACCGGGGCCGGACAUGAUAUACACCAUAGAGGACGUUCCGCCCUGGUACCUGUGUGUACUGCUGGGUCUACAGCACUACCUGACAUGUUUCAGCGGAACCAUCGCGGUUCCCUUCCUGAUGGCUGAAGCCAUGUGCGUUGGGCGCGACCAGAACACCGUGAGCCUACUGGUCGGAACCAUCUUCACUACAGUGGGCAUUACCACACUGCUUCAGACCACCCUGGGAGUCAGACUCCCUCUGUUCCAGGCCAGUGCGUUUGCCUUCCUGAUUCCUGCUCAGGCCAUCCUAGGACUGGACAGGUGGGCCUGCCCCCCUGAUGAAGAGAUUUACGGAAACGGGAGUCUUCCCUACAACACCUCCCACAUCUGGCAGCCCCGGAUCAGAGAGAUCCAGGGAGCCAUCAUGGUGUCCAGCGUGCUGGAGGUGCUGGUGGGGUUCCUGGGCGUGCCGGGGCUCCUGCUGAGAUACAUCGGCCCCCUCACCAUCACGCCCGUCAUCUCCCUGAUCGGCCUGUCGGCCUUCAGCACCGCCGGGGAGAGGGCCAGCUCCCACUGGGGCCUGACCUCACUGUGUAUCUUUCUGAUCAUUUUGUUUGCCCAGUACCUGAGGGAAUUCUCAGUUCCUUUUCCAACCUACAGCAGGGGGCGGGGCUUCAGGACCACCGGAAUACAAGUGUUCAAGUUGUUCCCAAUCAUUCUGGCCAUCAUGGUGGUGUGGCUGGUUUGUUACUGCCUUACAUUGACAGAUGUGUUGCCUAGCAACCCUGACCUCUAUGGAUACAAGGCCCGGACCGAUGCCCGCGGCAACAUCAUGAGCACCGCCCCCUGGUUCAGGGUGCCGUACCCAUGUCAGUGGGGGUUGCCGACGGUAACGGUUGCCGGGGUGAUGGGGAUGCUGAGCGCCACGUUGUCGGGCAUCGUGGAGUCCAUCGGUGACUACUACGCGUGUGCCCGCCUCGCCGGAGCCACGCCCCCUCCCGUCCACGCCAUCAACAGGGGGAUCUUCGUGGAGGGGCUCAGCUGCAUCCUGGCAGGAAUUCUGGGAACAGGAAACGGAUCAACUUCCUCCAGCCCCAAUAUAGGCGUGUUGGGCAUCACAAAGGUGGGCAGUCGGCGUGUGGUCCAGUUCGGGGCGCUCAUCAUGGUCCUGCUGGGUUCCAUGGGGAAGUUCACCGCUCUGUUCGCCUCAAUCCCAGACCCCAUCCUGGGAGGCAUGUUCUGCACCCUGUUCGGGAUGAUCACAGCAGUGGGCCUGUCCAACCUGCAGACUGUGGACCUUAACUCCUCCAGGAACCUCUUUGUUCUCGGCUUCUCCAUGUUCUUCGGCCUAACACUACCAAACUACCUGGACACACACCCAGGAAGCAUCAAGACAGGUGUAUCAGAGGUGGACCACAUCGUGACUGUUCUUCUCUCCACUGAGAUGUUCGUUGGAGGAAUCCUCGCCUUUUGUCUCGACAACACUAUACCAGGCACAAGAAAAGAACGAGGCCUCUUGGACUUUGAUACGACGGACCACGACACUGUGGAUAGCUCCGCCCCUGACCACGCCCCCGGCCCCUCCUCCUAUGACUUCCCGAUAGGAAUGGGUUUGGUGCGGCGGGUGGGCUGGCUCCGCCGGCUGCCCAUCAGCCCCACCUUCCAGGGCUUCCGGGCUCGAGUGCGGACGACCGACACCGAGGAAAACACCGAACUGUUCCCGAAUGACACCCCGACACUACCCGAAGGGGCGGGGGAGCCGUUCUCUCCCGGGCCGGUGGAGUACCGGAGUGUCAUGACGGACUCCCAGCCGUCUGCCGUGUUCCUCCUCUCGUUCCCAGCCCACCCGGCCGCCCCGGAGGCCGGCUUGUCCCUAGCAGAACCCGCCGAGCCCACCACCAACGUCACGGCGAACGACUACUACCAGAACCGAGCGGACCCGCUUAUCGUACACCAAGACUCGGACCUCAGUUACACCUCUCUGACCGCGGAGGACGCGAGGCCGCCGGACAAUUCCUCCUCCUCCUCCAUGCCGACCGAGCACACGGAGGAUGCUAGGGUAGACACGGUCCCGGGGAGAAGCCCGGACCGGACCAGCUCACCCGUCGGCACCGCCACCAUCAUGGACAUAGAAGCGGCAGCCACGGAUCACAGCACUACCUCCUACGUUGGUUUCUCCAGAACCCAACCGACCUGCUGUGUAGUAGACGGCGACCUGACCCCUUCGAAUCCCCCGGUCCCUGAGUCCGAAUUUCCCGGACCCGGUUCGCCCGGAUCUGGUUCGCCUAUACCUGGUUCGCCAAGACCCGGUUCGUCCUGUCCCUCGCCUCCGCGGGGACCGGACGACAGUAUGAACAUAAAGCAGGAGGUCCGGGAGGGUGAGUCCACGCCGGACGAAGAGUCCAAACCGGAGCCGCUGUCCGUCGAGCAGCUAUCGGCCGGGUCGGAGGUUCGGGUCUCCCUGGACCACAUCAUCGACGACGCCUUGGUGGUGUCCUUCCGGCUCGGGGAGAAGGUGUUCUCGGGGGUCCUGAUGGACCUGUCCCGCAGGUUCGGCCCCUACGGGAUCCCCAUCACGGUGUUUCCUGAGAGGAGCAAGCCGGCCCCCUCGCCGGCCCCCCCGCCGUCACAGGAAGCGGACGGCGACGGCGCCGACGCCGAGGCGCUGCCGCCUCCGCCGCCCCGGACCUCCAAGCCCCCGCCCCUGUUCCAGGACGGCGCCCCGUACCCCCCGCCCCUCCUCAUCAGGGACUCCUACAACCAGGCCUUACCUCAGCCCCCUCCCCGCAAAAUCAAGCGGCCGAAGCGGCGCUACCGCUUCGAGGACCCGCCCACCUCCAUCAUGAACGCCAUCAAGCUCCGCCCCCGCCAGCUGCUGUGUGACAAGUGCAAGGGGCUGGUCUCGACCGGCGGGGGCGGGGCCCCGCGGGAGGCCCGGCGGGGGGGGGGGGGAGGAGGAGGGGGAGGCGCAGAGGAGGCGUCGCGGAGGAGAAGACACACGGACGCCGCCUCCGCCUCCUCCACGGCCGCCAAGCAACUGAGGACUGAGGUGAAGCCGCCGCCGCCCUCGUGCUCGGGCCGCGUGCUACGGGCCCCGCCCACCCGGCGCCUGAAGGCCACGCGGCCCGUCCUGAAGAAGCCCCGGGGGGGCGCGCGGGCCUUGACGCGGGCGGCGGCCCUGCAGGAGGCCACGCAGCACCAGAAGGUCCACUUCACGCGGCGGCUCCAGCAGCUGGGGCCCCCGCCGCGGGCCCCGCUGCCCCCCCGCCUCCGCAUCAAACCUCAAAGCGUGGCCGUGGUGCUGAAGGAGCAGCAGGAGGAGGCGGGGGGGGAGGGCCCUGGCUCUGAGGACGGCCCCGCCCCCGGCUCCGCCCCCCCGGGGGAGGGGCGGAGCCGGAGCGGGCGGCGCUGCGGGGCGGAGCGGGGCGUGUGCGUGGGGGACAUCGUGUGGGCCAAGAUCUCGGGGUUCCCCUGGUGGCCGGCCCAGGUGCUGGCCCUCAGCGGGGGGGGGGGCGGCGGCGGCGGGGGGGCCCGGCGCGAGGAGGAGGCGCGCGUGGCCUGGUUCGGCUCGCCCACCACCUCCUUCCUCCCCGUCGCCCAGCUGGCGCCCUUCCUGGAGAGCUUCCAGAGCCGCUUCGACAGGAAGAGGCGCGGCCCGUACCGCCGCGCCGUCACCGAGGCGGCGCGCGCGGCCACGCCCCUCCCCCCGGGGGUCCGCUCGCUGCUCACCCAGCUGGAGGCCUGAGACACACACACACACACACACACACACACACACACACACACACACACACACACACACACACACACACACACACACACACACACACACACACACACACACACACACACACACACACACACACACACACAGGCUCCGAGCGCUGGUUCCUGGUUGCAGUUGCAGCCCAUUGCCUUCUUCCUGAAGCCCCGCCCCCUUGUGGGCAGGGUAAGGGGGUUGGUUGUUGACCUCUGAACUCUGCUGAAGAACUGAACCCCCCCCUUCUUCCUCCUCCCCUCCCCCCACCAGAAUGCUGUGACGCGUCGUUAGAUCUGAUUGGUUCUCAUCUCUUGAUCUUCCUGUUAGAGGAGUGACCACAUCCUUCUGUCUGACCUCUGACCUUGGGACACAAUCCAACCCACCUUCCCUCACACUCAGUCCCACCAAACCCACCAGACGUUAGUGCAGCUCAGUGCCUCCAGUAAGUUAGGGUUAGUUUAGUAUGGUCCAGUACACUCAGGGUUAGUUAAGUAGGGUAGUGAAGGAGCUCCACUAGGGUCAGUUUAGUAGGGUGGGGUUGAGGUCUACCGAAGGGUUGAGGUCUAGGGUAGGGAUUAGGGGUGUGAACGGUUACAAAAAAAUGUAAACGGUUACACGACCCCUUUUUUCUUUUUUUCGUGUACACGAUCAACUUUUUUUUUUAUUAAUUAAUGAUUUAUUUUAUUUUUUGAAGUGGACCGCAGUCGCGCUAUAGGGGGAUUAUUUGAUUAUCAACACGGCGUUAAUGUUAUAACUAACAUUAAACUGUAAUCAGAAAACGCGGUUGUAUGCUAUAGAGUGUAGACCCUAUAGUAUCUGUGGUAUAAAGGCUGGGACGAAUUUCAAAUUAUAAAUAUGUACACUUAAUGUUGAAAGUAUAGACCGUCGCGAUUCCCAUUGAAACAAUGGCGCCGUGAUUAUUAUUUAUUUUUUCGGUUUUCUUUUUCAGAUUUUUCCUAAACGGUUAUGAUUUACUAACCGGUUACACGUGUACCCGUGCACACCCCUAGUAUGGAUUAGGUCUAGGGUAGGGAUGAGGUCUACCGUAGGUUUGAGGUCCAGGAUAGGGUUGAGGUCGUCUACUUUAGGAUUGAGGUCUAGGGUAGGGAUUAGGUCUAGGGUAGGGAUGAGGUCUACCGUAGGUUUGAGGUCCAGGUUAGGGUUGAGGUCUAGUAUAGGGUUGAGGUCGUCUACUUUAGGAUUGAGGUCUAGUGUAGGGAUCAGGUCUAGGGUAGGGAUUAGGUCUGGGGUAGGGUUGUGUACCAGGAAAGGGGUCUAUGGUAGGGUGGAGGUCCAGGGUUGAGUGCUAGGGUAGGGUUUAGGUUACGGUCGGGGUCUGGGUAGGGUUGAGGCCCAGGGUUGAGGUGACAGAGCGAUGUUGGAGGGAUGAUGCUCUGUUCUUAAUUUAUUCCCGGGAGCAUCUGUUUGCAGACAAGAGUACUGUUUACUCCCAGAUCAACGAUUGACUAAUUGUAUAAAUGUCUUUUUCUGAUGUUUAAAACAAAAAUAAAACCAACAAAAACAUAAAUAAAUAAAUAAAUAAAAUAAAGAGCUUCCAUACUUGUGGUCAUUUGGGUGGGGUGUGGAUAGUGAACAGAUUAUCUUACUGCAAACAGAUGAGUAGGUCAUGCUGUCGUCUCUGAAUACCCAGUACUCAUCCCUUACAGUCAGCCAUGAUUAGUUAUGUAGCAUAGUACAACUACUGUGGUCAAAAUAGUAUGGAGUUAUUUACAGUGCUAUGGUAGAACUGUGAUACUCCAUAGUGUUUUACCACAGCACUGUGGUAAAAUACUAUAGAGCAUCACAAUACUAGCACAGUGUUAACGACCAUGUAGGCAGGAGAUGGGGAAUCUAUGGUGAGUGCGAGAUGGAGGUGAU
Molecule: messenger RNA, 5779 nt
Organism: Gadus chalcogrammus (walleye pollock)
Lineage: Eukaryota; Metazoa; Chordata; Actinopteri; Gadiformes; Gadidae
Exons: 19
Coding region: 56-3886 (1276 amino acids)
Biological process (GO): transmembrane transport
Cellular component (GO): membrane
Molecular function (GO): transmembrane transporter activity
Source: RefSeq, a predicted model, not a curated record